CUGUAUGGUGGUAAACGCAUAGAGAACAACGGCAACAGAGCAACUUUCAUUACCUAAAAUAUUUGUGUCGAGGGUUUCGAGAGAUGAUUACAUGAUACACAGAGCCCCAGGCAGCAGCAUGGUGACCAAUGAAAGGUCAUUUUGGGAGGGGUAAGAGGAGCACUCGCAAGGCCUGAGGGAAGGCUGCAGGGUCUGCAGAGGCUCCUGCCUCGGUCAUGGCCAAGAAUGGAUACUUCUAUCAGGAAAUGGAGCAGAGGGAGCGAGACGAGCAGGAGGAAGGGAGUGAGGAUCGGGAGGAGGGUCAGGACUCUCCCAUCCCAUCAGGAGAUGACAUUCAUCUCUACGGCAACCAGACACACCAAGGAGGGACAGAUUCCGAUGUCCAUGGCUGUGUCCUGCUUAAUACAUCACGUAGAUAUGUAAAGCUGAUGAACUUUGAGGAGGAAGUGAGGGCUCACAGGGAUCUGGAUGGCUUUCUGGAGAGGGCGAGCAUUCUGCUGCACGAGGACGAGGCGUCGCUGGACGACGUGCUGAAGACGAUGCUCCGGCACAUCUCGCAGGACCCACACACGGCCGAGCCUGGCUGCAACUUUGAAGAGAUCAUGAGCUCGCUCUUCACCGACGCCGGUUCACAGGAGGUCAACGACAGGUCCCCCAAUUUCCUUUUCUAUGAUAAGGUGCAUCUAUUGUCCGAAACGCUGCAGUGUGUGACAGCUACCGCCACCGGCAUCCAGUACCAGCAGUCUUGGCUCUGCAUCCUCUGCAAUGUGAAGCACUUACAAAGGCGGCAUGUGUGCAUCUCUCGGUUGGACCGGCCUCAGAACUGGGGGGAGAACUGCGCCGAGGUCCGCUACGUCAUUCUUAUACUUGCACCUCUUAAGAUGAAAAGCACUAAAACAGCAAUGGAGCUCGGCCGGACGUUUGCGAGCAUGUUCUCAGACAUCUCAUUCAGGCAGAAGCUGCUGGAGAGUAAGACUCCAGAGGAGUUUAAAGAGGCACUUGUUAUACAGAGGUACCACCUGACUGCUGCCAAGAGAAAAACUACCACUGUUGAGGAGGAAGAGACUGACCCACACAGCCACAAACCACUCAAGUCUGCAGUCUCUGCUCACCUUGUGUCUCUCUCUCUGCUGUGCAGGGGGCUCUGUUGUAGAGAUUUUUUCAGAGUGGGCAGAGGCAUCUAUGAGGAUCUGUGUCGCCGCUUGCCCUUCUAUAUAUCGGACUUUACCGAUGGAAUAGUGGGCAACAAUAAAGCACUAGUGAAGUACAUGACGACGUCAAUUUUCCUCUACAUUGCCGUUCUGCUUCCCGCCAUUGCGUUUGGCUCGCUCAAUGACGAAAGCACAAGAGGAGAAAUAGAUGUUCAAAGGACGAUCAUUGGGCAGAGUAUAGGAGGAAUCAUCUACUCACUGUUUGCUGGCUCUCCUCUGGUCAUUCCACUAACUACUGCACCUAUCGCCAUCUUCAUCAGUGUAAUCAGAGGGAUCUGUGAUGAUUAUGAGCUGGACUUCAGUGCGUUCUAUGCCUGCAUCGGUCUGUGGAACAGCCUGUUCCUUAUCAUUGGCGGGGUUUUUAACCUCAGUCUACUCGUUAAACUCUUCAAGAGGUCGAUAGAGGAGGUGAUAGCUAUGUUCAUUUCAGUCGCUUUUGUAGCAGAUGCUGUCAAAGGCACUGUCAAGAUUUUCCACAAGUAUUACCUUCCUCCUACACUGGCCAACGGCAGCAUAGAGAUGCUGCAACGAACAAAUGCAGUGGUGACUGUAGGGGAGACGAACCUCACGGGCCCAGGGUCAUUGUCACUCCCAGAAUCCUUCAUUUUGUGCACACGAGCACGGCCACUGCUCUGCCUCCUUCUUAUGCUUGGGACUUUGUGGGUUGGGUACACACUCUACCAGUUUAAGAGAAGUCCUUUCCUGCAUGCAAAAAUGAGGGAGAUUUUGUCAGACUGCGCUCUGCCCAUCUCUGUGCUCAUUUUCUCCUACGUUGGCUCUUACAUCUUCAGCGACAUUGGCUUGCCCGUGUUUAACUAUCAUCAGGGUUCGCUGUUCCGAUUAGCCGCCUUGGAAAAGCUAUCAGGAGUCAGUGUGGUAUGUGCCAUGGGACUUGGCUUCCUUCUCGCUCUCCUCAUCUUUAUUGACCAGAACAUUGUGGUGUCCCUGACCAAUGCCCCAGAGAACAGGUUAAUGAAAGGUACAGCCUAUCACUGGGACCUGACACUGUCUGGCCUGAUUAAUAUUUUGAUGUCGUUGCUGGGGCUGCCUUGGAUGCACGCUGCUUUUCCUCACUCCACGUUGCAUGUGCGGCAGUUGGCCAUUGUGGAGGAGCGAGUGGAAGGAGGACACCUUUAUGAGACUAUUGUAAGUGUGAAGGAGACCAGGGUAACGUCGUUGUUGGCGAAUAUCCUGAUUGGUGUGAGUGUGUUCCUGCUGCCCGUUCCACUGCAGUGGAUUCCCAAACCUGUACUCUACGGCCUCUUUCUCUAUAUCGCCCUCACGUCCAUCGACGGCAACCAGAUGUGCGACCGGAUGGCACUGCUACUCAAAGAACAGACGUCCUAUCCCCCAACUCACUACAUCCGGAAGGUACCACAGAGGAAAAUCCAUUAUUUUACUUUCCUUCAGAUGGUGCAGCUGCUGUUCCUCUGUACGUUUGGAAUGUACCCGCUCCCGUACAUGAAAAUGAUCUUCCCUCUGCUCAUGUUUAUCCUCAUACCUAUCAGGAAUUGUCUGCUGCCCAGGAUCAUUGAGGCCAAAUACCUGGACAUCAUGGACGCACAGCACAUGUAAAACAGGCACCCCAAAAAAAAAAAGAAAAGAAA
Messenger RNA from Clarias gariepinus (North African catfish), 2818 nucleotides. RefSeq names its product solute carrier family 4 member 11 (gene slc4a11). Gene Ontology annotation, biological process: monoatomic anion transport; transmembrane transport; monoatomic ion homeostasis. Gene Ontology annotation, molecular function: solute:inorganic anion antiporter activity. The transcript has 22 exons. The record is from RefSeq and is a predicted model, not a curated record. The coding region runs from base 216 to 2786 and encodes 856 amino acids. Gene Ontology annotation, cellular component: plasma membrane; basolateral plasma membrane. Lineage: Eukaryota; Metazoa; Chordata; Actinopteri; Siluriformes; Clariidae.